UUGUGCUGUACAGAUGUCUUCCACUGACACCGUAAUGGCAAUGUGUGACUAUUGUAAUCAUUUGUGCAAUAAGUACACAAUGAAAAAUGGGCCUAAUAGAGGAAGACCAUUCUUCAAAUGCCCAAGGCAUAAUGAAUAUUUUAUGUGGGCAGAUGAACUUCGCUUAUGUGAUUGUGGCGAGGGACAGUGCAAGGUACGCAUCGCGAAGACAGCAACGAACUUUAAUCGUCGUUUCUGGUGUUGUCCUAAAUCCAAUGGGCCCCUUGAUCGAGGUUGCAAAUUUUUUCGAUGGAUUUAUGGAGACAGCAAUUUGACAAGUGCACAGUCUUCCGAUUGUAGAACAAGCAAUUCAAUGGUUGGAGCUCAGUCUUCUCCAUCAGCACCUUCCUCCGAUUUUGUGAAAGGUUACUUGGAAAGAGCAAUCAAAGGUGAAGAGGAGAAGUCUAGAGUAUUGAAAAACGAAAUGGAUGUGUCUGAGGAAAAGCGAAGGAUAUAUACCAAUAUCCUAGAGGCCAUUAAUAACAUAGACAUAAAUAAAGGUGGUAGUUAGAGGGUAAUGACCAACUAUUGGGAACUUGUAAGACAUAUGGC
Messenger RNA from Macadamia integrifolia, 591 nucleotides. RefSeq lists its product as uncharacterized. Gene Ontology annotation, molecular function: zinc ion binding. The coding region runs from base 14 to 550 and encodes 178 amino acids. NCBI's taxonomy places the organism in Eukaryota, Viridiplantae, Streptophyta, Magnoliopsida, Proteales, Proteaceae. The transcript has 2 exons. The record is from RefSeq and is a predicted model, not a curated record.